GCCGUGCCUUGCGCGGCGGCCUUCGCCUCGCUUCGUCUCGCGUGAGAUGCGCUUCUCCACAGCUGUCAGCACAACCACCACCCACGCCUCGGCCUCACACGACCUUCUCACACCCACCACACUCCCGCCGGUGCUCUCGUCUCUCGUGCACCACCACCCCAUACCCACCUCCCCACCCGCCCCUCUCAGCCUCCCGUCCCGGCCCCUGAUCCCGCAACCCGCUCGCCCAGCAUGUCGUUUCCCGCCACGGAGAAUGGCAAGCUCUCGAUGAAGGGCCGCGUCGCCAUCAUCACCGGCGCCGGCAACGGCAUUGGCCGCGCCUACGCCAUGAGCAUGGCCGCGCGCGGCGCCAAGGUCGUCAUCAACGACCUUGGCCCGUCGACGCAGGACAAGAACCGCAAGGCGGCCGAGGUUGUCGUCGAGGAGAUCACCAAGCUCGGCGGCGAGGCCAUUGCCAACCUCGACUCGAACCUCGACGGCGCCAAGAUCGUCAAGCAGGCCAUGGACAAGUGGGGCCGCGUCGACAUCCUGGUGAACAACGCCGGCAUCCUGCGUGACAAGUCCUUCAAGUCCAUGUCGGACAAGGAGUGGGACGCCAUCACGGCCGUGCACAUCACUGGCUCUUUCGCAUGCGCACACGCCGCAUGGCCGAUCAUGCGACAGCAGAAGUACGGUCGCAUCAUCAACAUCUCGUCCGCAGCCGGCAUCUACGGCAACUUCGGCCAGGCCAACUACUCGGCCGCCAAGAUGUCGAUGAUCUCCUUCACCAAGACGCUGGCCAUCGAGGGCGCGCGCUACAACAUCCUCGCCAACUGCAUUGCUCCCAUUGCCGCGUCGCAGAUGCUGGCCUCGGUCAUGCCGCCGGAGGUGCUCGAGAACCUCAAGCCCGAGUUCGUUGCGCCCCUGGUGACCUUCCUCUGCUCCGCCUCCAACGAGGAGACGACGGGCCAGAUCAUCGAGUCCGGCGCCGGCUUCAUGGCUGCGCUGCGCCGCCAGCGCACGCGCGGUGCCGUGUUCAAGACGGACGACUCCUUCACGCCCUCGGCCGUGCAGGCGCGCGUCGACGAGAUCCUCGACUUUGACGAGUCGCCGUCGUACCCGGAGAAGAUCACGGACGCCAACUACCUCGAGCUGCUCGAGCGCGCCAAGGAGGCCGACACGAACAAGCAGGGCGACGAGGUGCGCUUCGACGGCAAGACGGUGCUCGUGACGGGCGCCGGUGCCGGUCUGGGCAAGGCCUACUCGCUCAUGUUCGCCAAGCUCGGCGCGAGCGUCGUGGUCAACGACUUCUCUGCCGACGCCGCCAACGCCGUCGUUGAGGAGAUCAAGAAGGCUGGCGGCAAGGCGGCGCCGGCUGUCGGCAGCGUCGAGGACGGCGAGAAGAUUGUCAAGGCGGCCACGGACGCCUUCGGCUCGCUCCACGUCGUGAUCAACAACGCGGGCAUCCUGCGCGACAAGUCCUUCGCCAGCAUGGUGGAGAAGGAGUGGCACGACGUGAUGAACACGCACCUGCGCGGCACGUACUCGAUCUGCAAGGCUGCCUGGCCCAUCUUCAUCGAGCAGAAGUACGGCCGCAUCGUGAACACGACGUCCGCCGUCGGCAUCUACGGCAACUUCGGCCAGACGAACUACUCGACUGCCAAGGGCGCCAUCACCGGCUUCACGCAGACGCUCGCCAUCGAGGGCCAGAAGUACAACAUUCUCGCCAACACGAUUGCGCCCAACGCCGGCACGGCCAUGACGUCCACCAUCUGGCCGCAGGAGAUGGUCGACGCCUUCAAGCCCGCCUACGUGGCGCCCGCCGUCGGCUACCUCGCCAGUGAGGCCAACACGGAGCACACGAAGCUGCUCUGGGAGGUCUCGGGCGGCUGGAUCGCGGCCGUGCGCUGGCAGCGCGCCGGCGGCCACGCCUUCUCCUUCUCGCGCGAGCUCAAGCCCGAGGCGGUGCAGAAGCGCCUGCCCGAGAUCUUCAGCUUCGACGCCGAGAACGCCUCGUUCCCCGCCUCGAACCAGGAGGCCAUGAUGCAGAUCAUGGACAACAUCGGCAACGCCGGCGAGGACGAGGGCGACGACGACGACGCGGCCGGCGAGGACGACAACUCGGACCCCGAGGACAGCGACCUCGUCAAGGAGGCCAAGUCGCAGAAGAUCGACGAGUCCGAGUUCACCUGGGGCGAGCGGGAUUCGAUCCUGUACAACCUCGGCAUCGGUGCGCGCGCCGAGGAGCGCAAGUACACGUUCGAGCAGGACGACGAGUUCCAGGUCGUGCCCACGUUUGCUGUCAUCCCGCAGUUCGUCGCCGGCGCGAGCCUGCCGCUCGACUUCCUGCCCAACUUCUCGCCGAUGAUGCUGCUGCACGGCGAGCAGCACUUCAAGAUCCUGCGCGAGGGCGGCCUGCCCACCGAGGGCAGCGUGAUCAACAAGCCGAGCCUCGUCGAGGUGCUCGACAAGGGCAAGGCGGCGGCGGUGACGUCGUGCGUCAAGUCGUACGACAAGAGCAGCGGCGAGCUCGUCAUGGUGAACCACUCCACGGUCUUCAUCCGCGGCUCGGGCGGCUUCGGCGGGCGCAAGUCGCCCAAGGAGCGCGGCGCCGUGACGGCGGCGAACAAGCCGCCGUCGCGCAAGCCCGACGCGGUGCUGUCGCACAAGACGACGACGGACCAGGCGGCGCUGUACCGCCUCUCGGGCGACUACAACCCGCUGCACAUCGACCCCGACUUCAGCAAGGUGGGCGGCUUUGAGAACCCGAUUCUGCACGGCCUCUGCUCGUACGGCAUCAGCGGCAAGCUGCUGGCCGACAAAUUUGGCCCGUUCAACGAGAUGAAGGCGCGCUUCCUCGGCGUCGUGUACCCGGGCGAGACGCUCGAGGUGAGCGCGUGGAAGGAGGGCAAGACGGUCAUCUUCACCACCAAGGUCGUCGAGCGCGACGCACCGGCCCUCGGCGCCGCCGCCGUGCAGCUCGUGUAGAGCGGGCCGCCGACGCAGCGAGCCAGCCCCCAUACCUCCUCUCCUGACUGUAUCUCUCGCGACCCACGACUCGUGCUCCCGCCUCUGUGUAUCUGUCCUGUGCGAUUCAAUGGAAGCCCUGCAUCGCAGCGUA
Messenger RNA from Tilletiopsis washingtonensis, 3100 nucleotides. RefSeq names its product putative multifunctional beta-oxidation protein. The record is from RefSeq and is a predicted model, not a curated record. Lineage: Eukaryota; Fungi; Basidiomycota; Exobasidiomycetes; Entylomatales. Bases 232 to 2967 code for a protein of 911 amino acids. Gene Ontology annotation, molecular function: oxidoreductase activity. The transcript is spliced from 9 exons.